Labeo rohita (rohu) is the source of this 4701-nucleotide messenger RNA. RefSeq lists its product as uncharacterized. The transcript is spliced from 6 exons. The record is from RefSeq and is a predicted model, not a curated record. Gene Ontology annotation, molecular function: RNA binding. Gene Ontology annotation, biological process: protein ubiquitination; Notch signaling pathway. Lineage: Eukaryota; Metazoa; Chordata; Actinopteri; Cypriniformes; Cyprinidae. Bases 271 to 3645 code for a protein of 1124 amino acids.
CACGAAAUCACGAAAUAACUCUUUAGGACAAGAGGGGAAUCCUCUUCUAAAGGAGAACAAAGCGACGAAGUGUUGAUAUCCAGGCACAUAGGUGAAAAAAAAACAUUACAUUACAUAAUCAUCUUAAAAAACGACAGUGUAACCGCGUCUCUUCUCGAGCUCUGUUGUUAGUUACACUUCCUGUGUGUUCGAGUUCCGUACACAAACGCUGGACAGGAUAACUUUUGCUUAUUAUAAUGAUGAAGUGUAUAUAGGUGGCAGCCCUGCAGGAUGGCAGAGGAAGGCCGUACGGUGUGCGUUCACGGUUUGCCAACGGACGUGGAUCACGAACGGCUGCGGGACAAAUUACUGAUUCACUUCCUACGCGAGAGGAACGGAGGAGGAGAGGUCACGUCAGUCAGUAUCAUCGGUCGGACACCUCUGCGUGCCCUCGUCACAUUUGAAGAGAGCAGAGUGGUUCAGAGCGUACUUCGUCAUCAUCCUCACAUUUUACAGCUGGAUGGCAUAAAAUAUGAGCUCUCCCUGAGCCUUCCAAGACAAGAGUCACUGAGUCUAAAUAAGGUGAUCCUCGAAAUGACUGUGACUAUAGAUUGCAGUCAACUUCCUCGAGGUGCAGAGGCUCUAAAUGUACUGCGCAGUGAGUUUCCAGGUCUACGUAUGCAAAAUGGCUUAUUACAGGACACGUGCACCUUGCAAGGCAACUACUCUGAUUUUCAAGGCGCCCUUGCUUAUAUGCAGACGUUAUUUAAUAAUCACCAUUCAAAAGCCGAAAAUCCCAAUUUGAGUGGAGACAGAGGUAAAAGUCUCGAGAAGAGGGAAGACCUUGCAAGUGUAAAGAAAUGGGCCCUAUUUGCAUCCCCAUCUGGAGAUGUCAGCUCUAUAGCCACGAGAGGUUUAGAGCAUUAUGGACUGCAAGACAGCAAUGAAACUCUCACUGAACGCACUACUCGGCCUAAGAAAAGCAAAAUGGAGGAGGGGGCAGAGUGCAGGAUAGACGAAGUGAAUUUGGAAGAUCUUUCAAUCAUCAUGGAAGCUGAUGUGUUUGCAUACCUGCAGAGCAUUAAGGACUUCAAGCAGAUACUGUGUCUUCAUGGAGUGGAAGCAGUUCACGUUACAUCCGAGGGGGUCACCACCCUGUACCUACAGUCAGAGGUCCCGACCGGGUCAGGGGUUAAACAGAACAUGCAUCAAGCUCAUAAGGAGCUGAGGCAGCUUUAUCAACAACUAGAGGGUUGUCUGAGAAAAGACCGGAUUCCAAAAAGUGGUGUUUACAUGCCAGACGGACUGACUUCAGCAUUAAAAAAGGUGCAGUUAGUACUGCCUAAUGUUCUGCUUAGCUACGACCAAGACAGCAUUUAUAUAGUUGGAGAAAAAAGUGAGGUAUCUCAGGCCAAACAAAUGCUACUGCUUGGUGGCGAGGAAGACGUGAUGCGGAACAUGACGGAAAUGCCUCCAUCCUCUUCCAGUUCUACAUCGACAUCUCUUGAAUCCUUGGAGAGAGAGCAACAGGUUAAGAGAAAAAGUGACGUACAUGCUCCGGUGCCCCCUAAACUGAUCGGCUCUAGCACUGAACGAAAAGGGGAGGUUGGGAUUGGGAAAGAAUACAAACUAGCGGCUCGGUUUAAGAGCUCUGGACUAGGAGAGAUGGGUGGAGACAUAAAGAGUCUGACGACUAAAAUAGACAGGCUAAUGUUAGACCCAACACCACCCACAAGGCCUUUGCUUGGUGCUGCAAGCGGGCUCAGUAAUGAACUGACAGGGGAAGGAACUGAAACAUUCAGGAUGACAAGUCCAAGCUGCACAGGAGAGGAUGUCCUGUUUAAAAACCAAGACUCGCUAUCCGUGAAUACAUUUGGUGGAGCCACCUUCAACACAUCCAAGGCCAGACCAACUACUCCCGCUGGACUCAUGUCAACACCGACCACAGGAGUCAAAGUUUCAGCGCACACAAGUGUGAAUGCUCUGCCAGCCAAUAAUACUGAAGUAAAGGGAGCUGCUCCCUCCUCAACACUACUGCCCACUUCCAGAUCCCCCUUAAGAAGAUCCAAUAGUUUCUCAGGUCGGCCAGUUCCAAAAGAGCAGGUGAUAAACAACCAGAUUACAGCUAAGCCAAUGAUUAGCAACUAUGCCCAUCAAAGAGCAAGAUCCAAUAGCCUCAGUGGCAGAAAACCCAAUGAAGAUUGUCCGAUUCCUACAGUGGAAGCAGAACUUACUGUGUCUUCUGUAAUGUGGAAGUACAUGAAGGAGGUCUACUGCAACCAGCUGGAUGCUAUAAAGUCUGACUUGCAAAUGACUGAGAAAGAGGCAGGGAAAAGUGACAUGAGUGUGACACUGAAGGGCACAGAUUCAUCAAAGGUUGGAGAAAGUCAUCGGCAGCUUCAGAAUCUAGUGGCUAUGGUAGCCAGUGAUUUUAUUGUGCAACAUUUAAGUUUGACAGAGCUUGGCAUAGUUGAAAAAGAUAAACUGUUUGAAACCUGCUGCUUGAAUGUGAAGUCACGUUUUCGCAUGGUUAUCUUGCACACCACAAAGAACAGCAUUUACUUGUUUGGCCCAAAAUUGCUCUGCUCUCAAGUCAGUGAUAUACUUAAGGGAAUAUAUAAUGGGCUGAAGUCUCCUUCCUUACCACCGAUGAAGACCUUGCAAGAGGGGGUAGAUCAAGGAGCAACCAUGUCUUCCUUGAGUGUACGGUCAACAAAAGCUGAUCACUUGAAGUCUGAUCAAACUCUUUUUCAGGAUACAAGUCAAGUGGUUCAGUCUAACAGCAGUCGCAAGAGUGGAGAUCAAUCAACCAAACUGAAAUCGGCUACAUUGGACAGGUUGGAAAAUGCUAGAUCUACAAAGGAUGAAUUAAGCAAGACAAACUCACUAAGCCAAUUUGCUAAAGAUGCAACGAGACAAAAAAAUGACGGGCCAACUUCUUUACCGCUUGAAGCACAUAAAAAACAAGAGCACUCAAUGACUUUGAAACAGACCAACCUUCGAUGUGUGUGCGGAGCAAAUAAUGCAAAUGCGAAACGGACCACCUGUGGUGUCAUCCUUUGCUCUGACUGCCUGCAACUGCAUAAAUUCUGCCGAGUGUGUGGAAAAGAAGGGAUGGACUCUCAGAAGAAGGUGCUGGGGGAUUCGGUUCAAAGUUCUGGCUCAAAGGAUACACAGCAAGACCAUCAGACUGGAGAGGAGCAUUUAGAACAAGAGGAGAGCAAAGAGCAUAAGGGCAUUCAAGGCACUAUGACAUGUGUGGAGUUGACAUUGAGUCUUGCAGGCUAUAGCAAAUACACAACGGUCAAGAUUACAUACUGCAUACCUGAUGGCAUACAAGGGGAUAAGGAUCCCUGUCCUGGGUCACCAUUCGAGGGUGGUCAAUUUGUGGCUUAUCUGCCACUCGACCCAAAGGGACGGAGUUUAUUGCCCUGCCUAGAAAAAGCAUUUAAUCGAGGCCUAACAUUUACUAUUAGCUCAAGCAAGAAGGCUGGUGGUGAUGCAAAAGUAACCUGGGGCUGGAUCCCCCACAAGACCAGGGUCGAUGGAGGGAAGAGUGGCUGUGGAUAUCCAGACUCUACAUAUCUUACUCGCUUGUGUGAGGCACUGGUGGCUCAUGGGAUUGAAGGAGUACCCGCGACUAGUCAAGAUCAAGCCAAAUCCUGACCUUGAGAACAAUGCAAAUCAUCAAGACAACAAAUUAUUAGUACACUGUGUAUUACUUCUUUUUAUAUAUUUCCUUUCUAUAAAUGUAAACCAGGAUCUAAAUAAUACAGAUCGCAAAAGACUACUCAGUCUUUUUCAUUUCUAUGCAGUAUUUCUGUUAACAGUUGUUUUGUACUUUUAUACUCGUUUUAGAUUGCCAUUGUCUUUGUAUAAUUGUUUUUUAAUCUUUAUCUGUGUAUAGCAUCAGUAACGCUCAACAUAAUGCUUUGUAUAUUCCGAAUCAGUUGAGUAUGCUUUUAAUUAGACAAUGAUCUUGUUUUAGAGGUUGUGUUUGUUAGUCACUGUGUAAUUAAAUUCAUCAGUCCAGCACAUUUCUCAUCUGUCAAAUACUUCCACCUAUUCAGCUUUAAAGGGGUCAUCGGAUGCCCGUUUUCCACAAGUUGAUAGGAUUCUUUAGGGUCUUAAUGAAAAGUCUAUAAUAUACUUUGGAUAAAAAUUCUCAAUGGUUGUGUAAAACAACACCCUUUUUACCUUGCCAAAAUCAGCACUGCAAAAAUCAUCCCAUUCUGGUCGAGUCUGCUUUAAAUGCAAAUGAGCUCUGCUCGCCCCGCCCCUCUCUUCUCUCUGUGGAGUGACGAGCCUGUUUACUUUAGCUGUUUUACGUGGUAUGGAUAUUAAAUCUGUGUAUUAUUUUGUUGUAAAACCAUAAAGUGUAUCAUAACAUGUAAUAGAUUUUGAGUAAGCAGUAGGUGGCUCACAAGAUUAUUUUUGCGGCCACAAUGCUAAGGCAUUAUGGGUAAUGCAAAUGUGUUCAUUCGAUUUUAAGGUUAUUAGGGCAUUGUAAGUUUUCAAGGGAGUACUGAAUACUGAGUGGGCAUCUACUUUAAACUCAUGUCUAAUAUUACCUUCUUAAUUUUUGCAUUGGUCGACGUACUUAAUGUUAUAUUUGUGAUGCAUAUUUUGUAUUAUUGGUAGACCCCAAACGAAAUAACCCUGUUAUGGUUAAUAUGUCUGUAGGCUGAAUAAAAUUAUUUCCGGGAAAAUGAGUUUUUACUG